Messenger RNA from Pogonomyrmex barbatus (red harvester ant), 4715 nucleotides. RefSeq names its product pseudouridylate synthase RPUSD2. The record is from RefSeq and is a predicted model, not a curated record. Gene Ontology annotation, molecular function: RNA binding; pseudouridine synthase activity. Lineage: Eukaryota; Metazoa; Arthropoda; Insecta; Hymenoptera; Formicidae. Gene Ontology annotation, biological process: enzyme-directed rRNA pseudouridine synthesis.
AUUUUAUUACAUGCGAUAAAAUUGAUGCCCGUUGUAACAAAGCAGGCAGGAUUAAAAAGAUUAAAUAUCGGUUUUAUCGGGAAGGGCUACAAAAAGCUGGUUACUGUUAAUCACGAUAAAAACAUCAGGCAAACAAAUGGAGUUAAAAAAAAAGAGAAUAAAAAAUGUCGUUUGGUCACUCGGAUAUUUUUCAAAAUACUCCGCGUUCUUGACGGCUCUAUGAUAACAAAAUUUUAGAAUCGGUACAUUUUACUUGGGUAUUUGUCAAUAAUUGCAUUUCGCACACAAUUCGAAGUAAACUCAUUUUGCGGCGGGCCGCGAUGCCCGCGGACGACGGUGGUGAGGGCCGGAGGGAGUGGUGGGGGAGUCCGCGACGCGCGCGGCCAUGUGCUCGCGUCGUAGCUCUCGAUCAGUCGACGCCGCGCGCUCGCACCGGACAGAUCCUUGUCGAGGGGUACCUCCCCUGCGGAACAAGCGUGUUAUAUCUGCGACAUUGCGCGACGGCCCAUACGUCGCCCUUACGUUCGCCACGCCACACGACGUGCGCGUGCGACUCGCCACGCGUAGUGCGCGACGGUCACGUGUGUCACGUCUUGCGUCGGAGAGAGAAAGAGAGCGCGACGGCCGCGAAGUCCUGUUGAUGCACUUUUCCCGAGAGCGCACGAUGACGACGCGGUAAUCGCGCGUGAUCGUUCCUCGCAUCCUUCGCUCCUUGUGUGACGCGCCUUUCCCGUCGCGAGAUAGACGGAAAAGAGAAGCGGGCGCUCGCGCGAGGAGGAGAGCACGACGCCUCUUCUUCCCUGAGGCCCCCCUCCUCCCCCCUCCCCUGUAGCGUGGACAGCCGUCUCUCGAAAAAUGCCAAGGUGAUCGUCUCCCCGUUCACGUCCUUCAUCUUCUGGCGUCUCGAGGAAAAACGAUCGUCCGCACGCGCGAAACGUAUGCUCCUCUCGCGUCGGGGUCUCGUCGGUCCUUCGCGUUUUCACGCCCGUCUCGCCCGAUUUUGUUGAGAUUUUCCAUCGCCAAUCGCGUGACGUCGACUUGCGCACGCUGGAGCGUGAUCCUUGCCGGAACACCACGCACAUACGUCGAUCUCGAUCGAGAGCCAUCGAACCAGGAUGCAUCACACAGCGCCCUGGUACCUGCCCUGGGGCCUGAAGCUGGUGCCGCUGCCGAUUCCCCCGGGACACCCAGCCUCCGGCAUUCCGAAUCCCGCUGGCCUGCACCUGCUGGCGCCCUUACCCGGAAUCUACGCACCGGAACCGCGGAAGGUCGACCUAAAGCCGUUGCGGGAGGCGACGGUCGCGGUGCCCGCGCCGAAGAUCACCGAGAAGCGAAAGGCCGAGGACGCCGAUGCCAGUAAGGAUCUGAAGAAGGCAAAAUUGGAAACGAAAGCGCUGAAAGCGAAGAGGCCGGGAUUCACGGACGAGCGGUACAACGAGACCAGUUAUUACGUGGAGCACGGUCUCCGUAAGGUGUACCCCUAUUACUUCACCUUCACGACAUUCACGAAAGGUCGAUGGGUCGGCGAGAAGAUCCUGGAGGUCUUCGCGAGGGAAUUCCGCGCCCAUCCAGCCGAGGAAUAUGAGAGAUGCAUUCGCGCCGGCACUCUGACGGUCAACUAUCAAAAGGUGGACGUCGACUACAGGUUACGGCACAACGAUCUCCUGGCUAACGUCGUCCGCAGACACGAGGUGCCUGUCACCUCGGAGCCGAUCACGGUGAUACACAUGGACGAGGACGUCGUCGUGGUCAACAAGCCCGCCUCCAUCCCUGUGCAUCCAUGCGGCCGUUAUCGGCACAACACCGUGGUCUUCAUCCUAGCGAAGGAGUACAAUCUGAAAAAUCUCAGAACCAUUCACAGACUGGACCGGCUGACUAGCGGCAUUCUCCUGUUCGGCAGAACGCCGAAGAAGGCGAGGCAGAUGGAGCACCAAAUAAGAAAUCGACAGGUCCACAAGCAGUACGUGUGCCGAGUGGAGGGUGAGUUUCCCGAGGAGGAGGUGAUCUGCUCGGAGCCGAUCGAGGUCGUCUCUUAUAAGAUCGGCGUCUGCAAGGUUUCCGAGAAGGGCAAGGAUUGCGUCACUCGCUUCAAGCGUCUCAGCUACAACGGUAAAUCCUCGGUGGUGCUGUGCAAGCCGCAAACCGGGCGCAUGCAUCAGAUCCGCGUUCACCUACAGUACCUCGGCUAUCCGGUGGUGAACGAUCCUCUAUACAAUCACGUAGUCUUCGGACCGCACAAGGGUAAAGGCGGCAAUAUCGGCAAGACCGACGAGGAGCUCGUUCGAGACCUCAUCAGUAUUCACAACGCCGAAAAUUGGCUCGGCAUGGACGGUGAUUCCGACAUGAGCCUCUUCAAGCCGAAGCUGGAAUUGGAGGAGCGCAUGAUGGGCUCCGGCAGCGACAAGGAUAACGGUUCCUCACCAUCGUCCACCCCGGGCCUGGUCGAGGACGAACAACAGCUGCAACAGCAACAACCGCAGCAGCCGCAACAGCAACCACAGCAGGAAUCCCUCAAGGUCACCGUGGGAACGCAGACGGGCUCGGAACCGCCGGAUUCCACUUUCGCCAACGACAAGGUCACCGUCGACCCGCACUGCUACGAGUGCAAAGUCAAGUACAGGGAUCCGAAGCCGUCGGACCUGGUGAUGUAUCUGCACGCGUGGCGUUACUGCGGCCCUGGAUGGGAGUACGAGACGCCGCUGCCCGCGUGGGCGGCGAGCGAUUGGACCGGCGACGAUCGAUAGUUCGGACAACGCGAUCGAGGACGAUCCGCGCGGAUUCCUCGGCGAGCAAUCGUCGUCGCCGUCAUUGUCGCCGUUAUCGUCGUCGAAUCUCGCGACCCUCCCCUUUUGAUAUCCUUAUCCCGUGCCUUCCACCCGCCAAUGAGCGAUCUUGACCAUCGUGCGCAAGCAAGUACACGUAGACGAAUACGCAUACACACAGAUAUAUAUAUACACAGAGUAGACACAGACACAGAGAAACAGACGUGCGUGUCCCUGCAAUCCGGCCGUCGGACUUUUCGGGGUGUGACUGUGAUCCGAGAGAAAUGGGAUCGCUGGAACAAUCUCAUUGCUCGAUGUUUACAUUUCUGUGGGCACUCAUCAUUUGAUACACAAGUGACAACUCGGCGUUAUCGCGUUUGUAAUUUCGAUGGUUUCACCGUUUAAGAAACGUGCGUUCGUUCUCUCGCAAUGAGUUUGCCCGCCGCGCGCGUUCUCGUUUCGUUUAUAUAUUUCUGGCAGUCUCUCGUGCAAAUCCUUCAUGUGGACAAUCUUACGUGGGAAACGUGGGACGCGAGACGCGACGUUUAUUACUCGGAUUAAUCAUAGCGAGAAGAUGGCUGUUGUUACCUUGUUGAUUCUAUUACUGCAAAACUGUCCUGAUUUCGGGAGCCAACUAAUAAAUCAGAUCAUCGUUAUGUUUUGUCUUGCCGCGACACGUUUCGGAUUUCCUAAUUACUAAUUUUCUCCAAGCAAACCUGUAAACCUGUAAACUCCUGGUACGAUCAUGUGGUAUAAAGUUACGCCGAGGAGUGUCGCAAUAAGGUGCAGUGAUUGUUCCUACGAUCGUUUCUCUCCGCGUGUAACAGCUGUAAGAAAGUCUUUGCACGGUCGGUUGAUCAAUGUGGAUUUUACAAGUCGCAGGACUUCGUUGCAACUUCCGGAAAGCGACGAACACAGUUAUUCCUUUUUCAUCAGAAAAAAAAUAUAUUGUAAUAAAUAUAGGCGAUCUGUGAUUGUAUUACCACAAUAUUUAUCGAUCAAAAUGUUUUAAUAGAUAAAGAUGGCUGUAAAGCUAAGGCUAUAAAGAUAACUCUAUUUUCAUUUUAAUUACGAUAUACAAUAGAAAGGAUAUGACUAAUCGAAUAACUCUUUCCUCGAUUGUAAUUCGAGCGAUUCGCAUAGCAGGCGCAGCUAUGAUAUACCGCGCGCGGAAAUUGUAUAUAAAAAAUCAUCUGUGCGAACGCUCUAGCAGACUGGGACAAAUGCGUGUUUAUGGGAAAACGCGAUAGUCUCGGCCGCUUUUAUGAGCAGCAGCGGUCAAAAAGUCACUGCCACUGGAGCGAGGAUACCACCCCUAACAUGUGAGAGAAGAUUGAUGCAUCUGUCGGUGGUGGUAUGGUAUUCCGAUGGAUCGUAUCAUUCAUUUUGAUUUAUGACGUACAUACAAACGUGGAAAGCCGCCGGUCUCUCGUCUAUUUUCUACGAGAAGUCGCCCGGCCCGCGCGGCUGGUUACUCUUCAAAUCUUACGGAACAUUUUGAUUCACGGGAGAGAUACCCGCUCGAUCCAUUUCUCAAAAUUCCAGCGCUUUGUAGAAGCAACGUCUUAUCAUCUGAGAAUAAAAAACGACGACGCGGAGUAGAUAUUUGACAUUUCGUAGCGAGCGCUCGCUCGAUCGGCGUUCUCGGGAGACGUUCCCGGCUAAAUCACGUCGCGGCGAAUUUGACUCGAAAUUUACUUCGGACGGACAGAAGUGAACCGGCGAUAUCGAUUAUAUUCGGCAGCGAUGUUGCUCUUGGCAUCAGACCCGCCUCGGUACUUCGGCUUGACAGAAGUCAGCUAUAACUGGGAGGUAAAUUUAUCUCGGCGGGUCCGGCUUUGGAACAAUUUCAACGAAGCCCUGCGAUUUCCGUAUUAUCGUAUAGUGGUUAUGUAUCGCUAAUAUAAUCAUUGUGAAAGAUUACCGUAAACGCGAAUCGAAGGACGAGAAACA